Messenger RNA from Adineta steineri, 2526 nucleotides. NCBI's taxonomy places the organism in Eukaryota, Metazoa, Rotifera, Eurotatoria, Adinetida, Adinetidae. The record is from the annotation of a GenBank genome assembly.
AUGAGUAUAAUUACAGAAGUUGAAUUACAAAAUUUUAGUUUUGAUGCUGAUAGUGUAAGUUACCGAGCUUCGCAAAAACCUGUGGAUCAAACAAUUUCUAUUAAUGGUCAAUCAGGUUCAAAUGAAUAUGUCGACAGUAAUGGUUUAGCUGGAUAUUGUGGAUUCAGUGGCAGUAACGGUGGUAAUGGUUGUAAUGGAUCAGGUGGGAGUAAUGGUUAUUCUGGUGCAGAUUCUCAAAAUGCAUUGAUAUUGUUAAAUGGAACAGUUGAAGAUUUUAUUAUGCAAGUAAAAACAUCUAAUAGAUUAAAUAAUUCGUAUAAAAAUUCUGGUGAUAUUAGCUGGCAUCUUGGACGACCUUUUAAUAAUCUUAAUUAUGAUUUUAAAUUGGCUAGAUCAAAUGGUAUUAUUCUGAUGAAAGCUAAUGGAGGUAAUGGUGGCAAUGGGGGUGAUGGAGGCAAUGGAGGUGAUGGAUAUCAUGGAAUAGAUGGUAGUUCUGGUGCAGAUGGAGGGUGUGGAGGACGUGGAGGUAAUGGCGGAUGCGGUGGACACGGAGGAAAUGCAGGCGCUGGUGGUCAUGUCCAAGUUCAAAGUACAGAUCCUCGAUUAUUUAUGUUAAUUGAAAUAGAUUGUCGGGCAGGAAAAAAAGGUCAAGGUGGUAGUAGUGGCGCAGGUGGUUCGGGUGGUAAGGGUGGUCGCGGUAGUUAUGGUGAAACAGACGGUACAUUUGGUAGAGAUGGUCCUGGUGGUUGUGCAGGUAAUAGGGGUAAUAAUGGUCGAGAUGGUCUCGCUGCAAAUAGUGGUUCAAUUCAAUAUGCUGUAGUUGAUAUAGAUGGAAACAUUAGUAAAACAGGUCCUGAUAAAUAUCAUGUUAGUGUUUAUGGUUAUACUAUUAAUGAUGAAAAUAACGAUGGAAUCUAUGAGCCAAAUUCAAGUUUUUCUAUUACAAAUGUUGAAUGGAUAAAUAAUGGUGGAAUGAAUUUACCAAGUGGAUCAAUAUUAUCAUUUCCAUCGACAGAAUAUAUAACUACAGACAUAAAUGAUAUUAGUAUAUUACAAGACAAUUCAAUUAAUCAAGCUGUAGUUGAUUCUCAUCAAUUUCAAUGUCAUCUGAAUGAUUUAGAUAGUGUUUCAAUAAAUGAACCCUAUAUAAAACGUGUUAAUAUAACAUCAGAAGUAAAAUUAUUAAAUCGUUUAUUUACUGGAAGUAAAGUUUCAACAACAUUAACUUGUCAAUAUCCAAUUCGAAUAACAAAAACUGAAGGUCCAAUAUAUUUAGGUCCUGGUGAACGAUCGAGUGUUAUAAUUAAUUUUAAGAAUAUAUCUACACGAUCCUAUGGUGAAUGUUUAAAUUCAGCUGGUUCAAUCGAAUUUAAACUUUCUACUCAUUCUUCAAUAAAAAUUUUACCUGCAAAUGGUCAAUAUAUUUAUGAAAUAAAAUCUGAUGGUUUGGGUUAUUAUAAAAUCAAUGAAGAAAUUUCUCCACAAUCAACAAAACGUAUUAAAUUUGAAAUUAAAUUAGAUGAAAAUUCUUCUUAUCAUUAUUUUAAACAUUUAUUUUGGGAUAUUGAUUUAUUGUUACGUAAUAAAUUAAUUGAAAAACGUCAAAAUAAAUUUCGAGUAGUUCCAAUAUUUCAACCAAAUAUUCAUACAGAUGUACUUUUAGUAACAAAUUCUAAAGUUGGCCGAAUUGAAUAUCUUGCAUAUCAAAAUCUAUUUCAAUUAUUUAAAUAUUCAAGUCAAACAUGGGAUAUUGAACGAUAUGGUGUAUUUCAUAAUCCUGAAAUAAAUUGGUUAAAUACAACUGAUCUAAUUAUUUUUAUUUAUUUAAAUCCUGAAUCAACAUUUAAUAUAAUUCAAUCACAAUUAUUUUUACAACAUAUGAAAUCUUCCGAAAAAUCUGGCUUUAUUUCAAUUGGUUCUAGUUUAUCCAAUGAAUUUGAUUUUGCUUUAUUUGAUUAUAAUAAUUUACAGUUUUUAAAUAUUAAAGAUCAAAUGAAAUCAGAAUCAACAAAUUAUCUUUGGAAUGCAUUUGGUUUUACACAACCUAAUCAACAAGAAUUAAUUGAUAAAGCGAAUGAAUGUCGAAUAAAUUAUGAAAAACAAAAUGAUCAACAAUAUUUAUAUCAAGUUGUUUUUGAUAAUACUGCUAAUACAGCUUCGACAAGUUGUAUGAAAGUUGUUUAUGGUGCAAAAUAUAUUUAUACAUCGACUUUAGAUGCUCAAGUUGGUAAUAGAUUAAUAAUGAUUCCUACUAAUAAUAAUUCUUUAUUAACUAGUUCUAAUCUUCCAUAUACAAUUCAAGCUGAAUUAAAUACAAAUCAACAAAGAUCACGUAUUAUUGAGAAUGACAUUGAUUUAAAUUCACAUUUUGGUAGAUUAUUAUGUGCUAUUUUAUUUUAUCAAGGUUUUGAAAAAUCUUAUAGGAUACUUAGUGAACAAGGAGAAUUAUCAACAUGUAUAUUUUCAAUAACUCCACCUCGGAGACCGCUGUCCGGCGGGCUCCGUGCCGGUCACAAGUCCGGAUAA